AUGAAGGAAAUUUCCGAGCUAUUUACCCUGAAACUUGGGGUAAUUUCCAACUCAAUAGAGAUUAGCAUGAAUAAGAUGGAUGUAUCGCAUAUGAAAAUAUGUAUCUUAACAGAGACAUUGAGCAGAAUUAAUGAAGAAGUCUCGGUGGUUGCGGAUAAUCGAGUAUUCGAAGUGGGGGUUUAUGAGGUGGAUGAUGAUUGGAAACCUUUCUCUUGUUCAGAAGAAUCAAUGGCGGAAUCUGAUGAGGAAGACGAUGAUGAUGACAUCUCUAACACGGUGUUCGAUACUGAUGAAGGGCUGGAGGACGGUGAGAUUGUGCCAAAUGCUGACACCGAACAGGUACCUGAUUCAGAGAUCGGAAGAAAUUCCCUGGUUGAUGACUCAGACGAAAUUCCAGGAAGCAGGGCAACAGUCGCUCCUGGGAAUUUGGGAAACCAACACAUAGAAUCGUCCCACAAUGAUGAAGUCCAACAGUCAAAUUUUAAUUCAAUCAUUAAAGAAUCUCAUAGGAACAUAGACGUUAGGAUGGAGGUCAACGAUGGGGAUGAUGACGGUGAAUCUAGGACCCCACAACUAUCAUUUGGGAACAUUUGUGAGUUAAUUCCUAGAGGAGUGUUUGGGCCUUUCCCAAACAAUGGACUGGGAGAAAGAGAUGGGCCCAGUAAAACGUUGGACUUAGAAAUGGACCCAAAUGGGUCAUUCUUAAAAAGAAGAAAGAUCCAUCAAGUAUUAAAUAACCCUCAAUUUAAUAUUGACCAGUCAAUCCCUAAGUUCGCAUGUUCUGCUUCAAAUAAUCCUUCACAAUUGGACCUUAACUGA
Messenger RNA from Lactuca saligna, 819 nucleotides. The record is from the annotation of a GenBank genome assembly. Lineage: Eukaryota; Viridiplantae; Streptophyta; Magnoliopsida; Asterales; Asteraceae.